AUGCGUCGUUCAGCAAUUGGUCUUGAUAUUGGCGGUGAACAUGUAACAGCUGCUCUUGUCGAUAUUGAAACAUUACAAAUUUAUAAUGAUACAAUUUAUUCACAUUUUAUUGAUUCUCAAGCGAAUGAUCCGAGACUAGUUAUAAAAUCUUGGAUCGAUUGUAUACAUGAUUUACUCAAUGAUUAUAUCGCAUCGUACGAUCAAUCAUCAAUCAAAUAUGACAUUGUGGGCAUUGGAAUUGGCUUGCCUGUACCACUUGAUUAUAAAAAUGGAAUAUCUUUAAUAAAAAAUCUUUAUAAAUAUGAAUCAUUUUAUGGAAUAAAUUUAACCAUGGCAAUAAAACAUGCUCUGAAAGAAUUAAUAUCCGAUGUUUUAACGAAUGUGGUGACAUCAUCGACAUCGAUAACAGAUUCAGAAACAACAAAAUAUUACACGGCACCAACAUCGUUUGAAUGUUUAACACCAUCCUCGUCGAUACUAUCACAAACUGAUGAUAAAGUCGGCUUAUUAAAACAUAGACAAAGUAUAUUAUCGUCCGAUACAUCAUUGUAUGGUCAAUCAAUAGAUGCGUGUGGUGAAAUAGGAUUUCCUAGAAAGGAUCCUAUACCUAAUACUACAUUAACUUCAACAGAUGAAAUAAAACCAUCAAAAACAUUUAUCGAACAACUGAGUAAUUAUUUUCAUAUGACUGAUGAUGAAAAAUUAAAACAUAAGCGACAAUCAAAUAUCAAACGUUCGCCAUCUUCUACACCUCAUUCAAUUCAAAAUAAAUCGAUUUUAUCGGGAAUUAUUGAAAAUCUUUAUAAUGUACCAAUUGUAUUUGUUAAUGAUGCAAUUAGUUUUGCAUUAGGACAAGCACAACAUGGAUAUGGUCAGGGUUAUCAAAAAAUAAUUGCUUUGACACUCGGAGUCAGCUUUGGAUCAGCAUUUAUACAAGAAGGAAACAUAAUCGUUGAGGAUGGAGACGAUGUACCAGAGGACGGUGCAUUAGGACAUUGUUCAUAUCGAAAUGGAAUUGCUGAUGAUUAUUUCUCCAUACGUGGUCUAUUGAAUUUAUACGAAUCAUUAAUACCUCAACAAUCACGUCAUAAUUCUAUACUAUCGACAUUGUCAGAUGAAACUAUUUCUACUCUACCAACAAUAUUAGAUGUUGAUAAUUCGGAUUUAGAUGAAUCUAAUUAUCAUUCACCAAAAAUUAUUGAUAACGGUUUAUUGACACCUUCAAAUGGAUUAGUCAAUGAUUCUACGACACCUCUCGAAAAUGGAACACAUAGUAUAAAUAAAACUGUCAACGAUAUACUCAAUACGAUGAACAAGAAAAUCAAUGGUACUAAACGUCAACUGAAUGGAUAUAUAUUGACACAAUUAGCUAUUCAUGGUGAUGAAUAUGCACAAAUGGCCUUUCAAUUAUUCGGACAGUAUUUAGGUGAUUUUCUUCGUAUCUAUGUAGAUAAAUUUCAACCGAAUAUGAUUAUCAUUGGUGGUGGUCUAGCACUAGCCUCUUAUCUAUUUGAAGAUAAAUUAAUUGAAGCAUUAGGAAAUGUAAAUGUUGAAAUCAAAUUUUGUUUAUCUCAUGAAUUUUCUAGUUGUAUUGGAUCCGUUUAUCAUUGGAUAAAGAACUAUAAAGAACAAGAGAUACCUAAAAAUCCUCGACAAACUGCUCAAUAUUUGUUACCAGUAGUGAAAACGAAUGAUGAAACAACAAUGACAUAUGAUAUUUAUCCAACUCAUUUAAUACCUGAUGGAGAAAUAUAUGUUGGAUAUAAAACAUUAUGCGAUAAAAUAUUUGAAUUAUUAGAUCAAAGUCAAAUGAUACUAAUUGAUGGUUAUGUUGGUACAUUUUUUGAUGAAUUUGCCACUGCUAUUAAUGAAUAUAGUAUACAACGAAAAAGUCAAAUGAUAUUAUUUUAUGAUACAAAAACAUUUUUAUUAAAUGAUGAUAAAAAACGUCAAUAUUACUUAGGUGAUAAUAAAUCAAUAUUUGGUCGUUUGUGUACAGAUAAAUUCGAAGAUUUUAUCGAUGAUGAUAAUUUUCAAUAUUUAAAACAAAGUUUAUCAUAUCCAUGUAUCGUAAUUGGACCAGGUGCAUCAUUAAUCGAUAAAGAAAGUCCAUUAAUUUAUAUUGAUUUACCAAAAAAUGAAUUAUACUAUCGUGUUCAAGCUCAACGAGCAACAAGUUAUUUAAAACCAUUAGAAAUCAAUAAUAAUAAUAAUAAUAAUAAUAAUCAAUUAUCAACAAAUGAUGAUGAUUGUGAUUUAACAAAAACUAUGUAUGAAAAAAAAUGUUUAUACUAUUUAGAUUAUCCUGUAUUUAAUCAGUUAAAAAAAGAAAUAACAUCACGUAUUGAUCUAUUUGUUGAUGGUCAACGACCAGAAUGUCCAUUAUGGUUUUUUGGUGAACAAUUUCGUUUAACUCUUGAAUAUUUAAUUACAAGACCAAUAAGAGUUCGUCCAUGGUUUGAACUCGAACCAUGGGGAGGUCAAUGGAUAAAACAAACAUGUGAAGGUAUAUCAAAAAAAGUGAAAAAUUAUGGUCGAUCUUAUGAAAUGAUUACUAAUGAAAAUGGUAUUAUUUUAUGUGAUAAAAAUAAACAUUUAUUAGAAAUAUCAUGGGAUUUUUUAUAUAAUACACAAACAACAUCAAUAUUAGGAAAUGAUGAACAUAUUGAUUUAUUUCAACAACAAUUUCCUAUUCGAUUUAAUUUUUUAGAUACAAUAGAUGGUGAAAAUUUAUCUAUUCAAUGUCAUCCAAAUUUAGAUUAUAUACGAACAAAUUUUGGUGAAAUUUAUACUCAAGAUGAAACAUAUUAUAUUUUAGAUACAAAACAUAAUGAUCAAGAACAAUCUUAUGUUUAUAUUGGAUUUGAAAAUGAUCAACAAACAUUUAUUGAAUCAUUUGAAAAUGAUUUAAAACAAAGUCAACAAAAUCAAAUAGAAAUUAAUAUUGAUAAAUAUAUAAAAAAAAUUAAAUCAAAUAAACAUGAUUUUUUUCUAAUUCCAAAUGAAACAAUUCAUGCAUUAGGAAAAAAUAAUAUUAUACUUGAAAUAAGUACUACACCCUAUAUAUAUACAUUUAAACUUUAUGAUUGGUUAAGAAAAAGUUUAGAUGAUUAUUUAUAUCCAUUAAAUAUUGUACAUGGUUUAAAAAAUAUAAAUUAUACACAAAAAUUUGAAUCAUUAAUAUGUCAACCAGAAUAUAUUGAACAUCAAAAUAAUCAUCAUUAUGAAAUUGAAUAUUUAAAAACUCAUAAAUUACAUUUUUAUGAUAUACAUCGUAUUACAAUUGAUACAGAAGAAAUAAUUGAAAUUCAAACAGAAAAUCGUUUUCAUUUAUGUAUGUUAGUUGAAGGUGAUGCAAUUGAAAUUAUAUAUAAUAAUCAAAUAUUUAUUUAUAAUUAUGCUGAAACAUUUCUAAUACCAGCAUCAAUAAAAACAUAUUCAAUUCGAAAAAUCAAACGAAAAACAUCAACAUUAUUAGAAACAAUAAAAAAUGAGAAUAAUGAUAUACCCAUUGUCUAUGUGAAUGAUGAAAAAUCAGACAAUAAUGAUUUUAAUCAUAAUAAAAAAUGGAUUCUUUUAAAAACAUUUUUAAAAUGGAACUGUGAUAAUUUAUUAGUAUAA
Molecule: messenger RNA, 3621 nt
Organism: Didymodactylos carnosus
Lineage: Eukaryota; Metazoa; Rotifera; Eurotatoria; Philodinida; Philodinidae
Source: the annotation of a GenBank genome assembly